AUGGGAGUCAAAUUGGAGAACGAAACAUUAGCCAAUUUGCCAGAAUAUUAUAGAAUAGCCGACGAUAUCUUACGAGAGGAGAUAGCAGCACACGACAAGGAGUCUAUUAUUGGACUUAGCGCCGGCAAGAUUUGUUACGCUGGCAAACGAACUGGCUACAAUGUAGGUAGAUUUAUUCGUCGUAGAUACAACCAGUUGCUAUCUCCAAAAUAUAACAAAUCCGAGAUCUACAUCCGAUCUACGGAUUCUACAAGAGCUAAGAUGACAGUAUUGACUGCAAUGUCCGCGGUGUAUCCAGCCACUUUUGACACUUGGAGUGAAAACAUUAACUGGGACCCUGUACCGUAUACAACUGUACCCGUUCAGUAUGAUUUUAAUUUAGCGUCACUAAACUGCCCUAACUUCAUGUCAUGGUACUAUAGUGCCAUAUUUCAAAAUUCGCAAAGAAUGAAUCAAUAUGCAGAUGUCAUAGCUGAAGUUUCCGAAGCAACCGGCUCCGAUUUCACUCAGACGCCUAUUCUUACUAUGGCUCUUUAUGAUAUAUUAGUAAGCGGGCAACAUCUUGGUUAUGAUAUAGGUCCAGAUUUGACGAAAUUGAUGCCGGCUCUGGAAAUGGCUGCAAAUGAAGCAAUAGACAUAAUUUGGGGUGACGAUAAUUACAUUGCCUUGCAAGCUGGUGUUCUUCUGAACGAAUUCUUCACAUACGCCAAUCAGAUUAUUUACGGUACAGACACCCAGCGGGUUCGUGUGUAUUCUGCUCACGAUUUCAACGUUUAUUCCCUUGAAGCUGUGUCCCAAGUGACACCUAGACAGGGAGCCCCUAAAUACGGAUCUGUGUUCUCCUUGGAGCUGAGAAGGGUUGUCGAAACUGGCGAAUAUGUUGUCCUGCCCGUGUACCUUCCGUCACCGUACGAGACAGAAAUCUAUCUUCCCGUAAAAGGCUGCGGUCUCCCGUGUGGUCUAGACAAAUUCCUUGAAAUCACCUCAAAAUAUCUCCUCGAUGUAGACACUUGGCGUACAAAAUGUGGAUUCACUGAGGACUACGUAAUAGAUUCUUCGAGCAUUGAUUAAAUAUGCAACUUGGCUAUUGCACUGCCAUGCAUCUAUUCUACAAUUUUUAAAUAAGAUUAUACU
Hyposmocoma kahamanoa is the source of this 1134-nucleotide messenger RNA. Its product is annotated as prostatic acid phosphatase-like. The record is from RefSeq and is a predicted model, not a curated record. Gene Ontology annotation, molecular function: phosphatase activity. The coding region runs from base 1 to 1071 and encodes 356 amino acids. The transcript has 6 exons. Gene Ontology annotation, biological process: dephosphorylation. Lineage: Eukaryota; Metazoa; Arthropoda; Insecta; Lepidoptera; Cosmopterigidae.